UUUUUGAGGAAGAAUGACCAGGCUCAUCCGCGUGCUGUGUCUUCAUGGCUGGCGCACCAGCGGUAGCAUCCUGCAGCGCCAGACGUCGGCACUACGUCAGGCCUUUGGGCCCAAGGCUGAGCUCGUGUGCGUCGACGCGCCGUGGGCUGCGUCGGGCCCCGCACCUGAGCUGGUGCGCUCCUUCUACGGCCAAAGCGGCCCGUUCUACCAGUGGUGGGACGCCCUCAAGCGCGAGGGCGGAGAGGCCUACCGCUACGAGGGCUUCGAGCACUCGCUAGACUACCUCGUGGGGCAAGUCCAGGCUCUGGGCGCCGUGGACGCCGUGCUGGGCUUCUCCCAGGGGGCGGCUGCAGCUACCUUGUUAACGGCGCACUACCAGUCCUCGUACGGCCACGUGCCCUGGAAGGUCUGCGUGCUGGUAGGGGGAUUCUACCCGCGCAAUCCCGAGACGCAGGAGCUCCUGGACGCAGCCAAGACGUCCGCGGACGGAGCCAUCGACGUUCCAUCCGUGCACGUCAUCGGGCGGGCGGACCCGCUGGCCCCCAAGUCGGAGAAGCUCCUGCGCAGCUUCACGGCCACCAGAAGAGUCCGCUUCGAGCACGAGGAAGGCCACAAGUUCCCGUCUCCUCUCAAGUACGCGCAGAUGUACCACGACAUCGCCCAGGAGGUGCUGGCCAUGACCGGCCAGGUCUGGAGGUGA
This is a messenger RNA of Phytophthora sojae, 700 nucleotides long. RefSeq lists its product as hypothetical. Lineage: Eukaryota; Oomycota; Peronosporomycetes; Peronosporales; Peronosporaceae. The transcript has a single exon. Gene Ontology annotation, cellular component: nucleus; cytoplasm. The record is from RefSeq and is a predicted model, not a curated record. Bases 14 to 700 code for a protein of 228 amino acids.